Molecule: messenger RNA, 948 nt
Organism: Caenorhabditis briggsae
Lineage: Eukaryota; Metazoa; Nematoda; Chromadorea; Rhabditida; Rhabditidae
Exons: 2
Coding region: 1-948 (315 amino acids)
Biological process (GO): embryo development
Molecular function (GO): protein binding
Source: RefSeq, a predicted model, not a curated record
AUGAUUCUAUCCAAGUAUCCGGGGUUGAUCCAAAACGAAAUACUUCAAAACAUGAAAUUAUCAGAUUUAUUUCUACUUUCUUUUGUCUCUAAAGGUAUGAAAAAAUUGAUCAAACCUUCACAAAACAGAAGAUUGAAAAGUAUCAAUUCAAUUGUGUAUGCCGCUGAUGGAAGAAACCCUUUAAGUGCGUUUAUUCCUCGCAAACCGUAUGACGACAUUCUAAUGAUAUUUGAAGAAUUCGAGGAGACGGGAAUUCCCGAUUUUCAGCUGAACGUAUCUGGGACGAUAAUUGACUUCCGAUUAUGUACAAGAGCGCGUAAUAAAACGUUUCGCUUACCCGAAAAUGAAUUCCAUCCAUAUCCUGUGGCAUGUGUUCCCAAAUCUGACAGAGAAUCUGUAAUCGAAUCGGUCCAUAAUUAUUUUCUUGAUUUCUUCGGAAGUUCUUUGCAGUAUUAUUGGAAAGGAGACGAGAUGAUAGACUUACAUUAUUAUAUUCCUACCCAACUGCAAAACGUGUCAUUUUGUACUUUUAUGUUCUUCGGAUCUAGCGUUGCGAACACCCAAAAACUUGAAAACUUUUUCUCCUCUUCCCCCGUUUUGAAAUCGGUUCAACUGUUUUUUUGGAAUUCAGAGAUAUCAAUCAAGUCGGAAUCCAAAUUUUAUCAGGCAGAAUCCGUCGACAUUGAACAGUCCGACAACACUUCUGCUGAUAUUUUGAAUCAUUUCCAAGGCAAACAGGCAUUUAUGAGAUGCAAGAAAUGCAAAAUAUGGGAUUUGAUCAACUUCGUGAAAAGAUGGAAAUCCGGAAAAGCCUUUCGCAAACUCGAAUACUUGAAAGUAACAGUAUCAUUGCACGAAUUUAACCAAAUUAUAAUGCAGAAUAUAAUUGGGGUAAAAUAUAUUGAUGCAAACAAACAACCACCAACGCACACUUUGCCUCAAGUGUAA